AUGGGAUUCUGGUCGCUCUUUCUCUUUGGCUUCUUGGCCAUCAGCGCCUUUGGCCAGACACCACAAGAUACGUGCGGCAUCUGCGCGACUACGGGGCAGUGCAGCCAAGCGUUCAAGGGCCUGCCAGGUCAGUACUGCGGCAACUGGCUAAGCAGCGGCGUCAAACAGUUUUGCUGCUGCCCCACCGGCGCCACGUGUGCGAUUCCGCUCAAGCAAGAUGCGUGUUUGUGCACGGGCGCAAAGCCGACACCGCCGCCAGCACCAACGCCCUCCCCGACACCUGCACCGACACCCGCCCCGACACCUGCACCGACACCCGCCCCGACACCCAAGCUCGCGCCGACACCACCGCCAGCUCCCCUUGUCUUUCCGCUGCCGACAAGCAGCACAUGCCAAAAGUGCGCCAAUACGGGACAAUGCCAAGACGCGUACAAGGGUCUGCCGGGCAAGUACUGCGGUCCGUGGCUGAGCAGCGCCGUCAAGCAAGCGUGCUGCUGUCCGACCGCAGCGACGUGUGCGAUUCCGAUCAAGGGUGAUGCGUGCGUGUGCUCGUCGGUACCGACGCCAGCACCGACAUCCGCAAAGAAGAAGACGCCGGUCUGGGUCUUUGUUGUCGCCGGCCUCGCGGUUCUUCUCGUCGUCGCGGGGAUUUGGUGGUGGUGUCGCAACAAGAACGCGUCAGACGAAGACGACGUCGUCGUUGUGGAGCAAGCCGCCCCGCCGCAGCCCGUCGUGGUCUCGGCACCGGCUCCCGUGUACGUGCAGCAGCCACCCGUUGUCGUGCAGCAACCAGUGUACGUACAGCAGCAGCCUGUCAUUGUCGCCGACGAUCGGCCCCACUAUGGUGUCGGGACGGGGCUGGCGGUCGGUGCCGCUGCGGGUCUGAUUGGCGGUGUCGCGAUUGGCGCUGCGCUGAGCCACGACGAUGGCGGCGACCACGACCAGACUGCGUUCAACGGGGACUACGGCCACGCGUACAAUGGCGACACCGGCGGCCAAGUCUUCUCAGGCGAUUUUUAA
This is a messenger RNA of Saprolegnia diclina VS20, 1020 nucleotides long. RefSeq lists its product as hypothetical. NCBI's taxonomy places the organism in Eukaryota, Oomycota, Saprolegniomycetes, Saprolegniales, Saprolegniaceae. The coding region runs from base 1 to 1020 and encodes 339 amino acids. The transcript has a single exon. The record is from RefSeq and is a predicted model, not a curated record.